AUGGUUGGUUUCAAUUUACAAAACAAAGAAUCUGUCAAUUCUAUGUAUAUUUGUUCACAUUGUUUAUUGUUACUUCGAGACCCUUUUCAACUGACUGAUUGUGGCCAUCGUUUCUGUCAGUCAUGUAUUAAUGAACAAGAAGGCGAUAUGAUCAUAUGUUCGGAAUGUCGUGAGAAAACAUCUCGAAAGAAAUUAAUAGCUGAUCGAGGUUUUAAAAAUGAUAUGCAGGCUUUGCCAAUUGUAUGUUCACUUUGUAGUUGGACUGAUGUAUUGAAGAAUUAUCAAGAUCAUCUUAAUCAAAUUCACCCAAAUCCAAUAUGUGAUUAUUGUGGAGAAAAAUUUUCUUCAAUCAAUGAUCUCGAUCGACACAAACAAUAUGAUUGUGAAAAAAUCACUGUUUAUUGUUCUUUAAAAAAAUUCGGAUGUGAAGAAAUGAUUCUUCGUAUCAAUCUUCGUCAACAUUAUCUCAGUGAACACCAUCAAAAGACAUUAAUAAAUAUUGUUCGUCAUUUGAUAUCAACAUUACCAAAUAUUACGUAUAAACAAUCCGAAAUCUCGUCACAAAUGAUAAUCGAUCUUCCUCAUACGACAGAAAACAAUACAAUUCAAUUACAAGAAUUCGAUGAGAUGAUUAACCUUCUAUCAGGUGGUAUUGAAACAUUAAGUGAUGAUAUACAACGUCUCUUCACUGAAUCUAUUCGUCAUAAAAAUGUAUUAGAUCCUUUGGCACAAGACAUACCAAUACUGAAAAUCUCUAUUCAAGAACAGAAUGCUUUUCUGGAUGGUAUGAAAAUAAAUCAACAAGUUCUUCAACAAGAUCUUGCAUCAAUGGAACAAAAACUUAAUGCUAUGAAAGCAAGCUCCUAUGAUGGAACAUUUAUAUGGAAAAUAACCAAUGUACAAGAAAAAAUGGUUGAUGCUCAAUCUGAAAGGCAAACAUCGAUUUAUUCUACACCAUUUUAUUCAUCCUCGACGGGUUAUAAAAUGUGUACUCGUCUCUAUUUAUAUGGUGAUGGUAAUGCUCGACGAACACAUAUGUCAUUAUUUUUCGUCCUUCUGCGUGGUGAAUACGAUGCUAUCCUAAAAUUUCCAUUUCAUUAUAAAGUGACAUUUUGUCUUUAUGAUCAAAGUGGUCAACAACGUCAUAUUCUUGAUUCAUUUCGACCAGAUGUCAAAUCAACUAGUUUUCAACGACCACGAUCAGACAUGAAUAUUGCUAGUGGUAUACCAAAAUUUAUUCCUCUAACAAUCAUACAACCUGAUAAUAAUCCAUAUGUUCGUGAUGAUACAAUGUUCAUCAAAGUGAUAAUUGAUUUUGAUGAUAUGCCAAAGACACUUUUGCCUUAUGUAUUAAAUCUUAAUCCAGGUAUACCCACUGAAAUUCAACAAAAAAUGAUUCAACAAGAAUCUGCGAGACGACAGCAACAGCAAACGUCUACGUCUCCAAUAGCAAACGCUGAGACAGAUCAAUCUGUGAAAGUGAAUUUACAGCAGGCCAAUGCGCUCUUGAAUAUACCUGCCAACAUGGAUAAUAAACUAAGUGAUCCAACGAACAAUACUAUAAAUCGCAUCGCAGACUGA
Molecule: messenger RNA, 1581 nt
Organism: Rotaria sp. Silwood1
Lineage: Eukaryota; Metazoa; Rotifera; Eurotatoria; Philodinida; Philodinidae
Source: the annotation of a GenBank genome assembly